Molecule: messenger RNA, 5592 nt
Organism: Chiroxiphia lanceolata (lance-tailed manakin)
Lineage: Eukaryota; Metazoa; Chordata; Aves; Passeriformes; Pipridae
Gene: FGF13
Product: fibroblast growth factor 13
Exons: 5
Coding region: 486-1223 (245 amino acids)
Biological process (GO): positive regulation of protein phosphorylation; fibroblast growth factor receptor signaling pathway; animal organ morphogenesis
Cellular component (GO): cytoplasm
Molecular function (GO): fibroblast growth factor receptor binding; growth factor activity
Source: RefSeq, a predicted model, not a curated record
GGGGAGGGGAUGGGUGGGGAGAAAAGUUAACUGGAGAAACUGGGGCUAGGAGAGAUGCAAUGAUCUUGCACCAAGUGGAUGUGCCAUGUCUGCAUGCAAAUAGUGCGUCUGGAGAAGCUCGGAGGGAUGUCUUACAAGUGAUCUGCGUGAUCUCCGUAGAAACGCUCACCUCUGCCUGCAAACUUUCCCCUGCUAGAAGUUGGGAGGAAUAAAAAAGCAUCAGAAAGUCAGAAAAAGGGGAAGAUCUCAGCGGACAAAAACGCUCGAGCUAAACUGUUGCACCCCGACCUGGGGCUCUGGUGCGAGCAUCCCACCGGUACCUCCUGGGCUCCCAAGCCGACUGGCGGUGGGUGGCGUUGGCCAAGGUGCCCGGCAGCGUCCCCAGCCUUGGGGACGGGCCGAGCAGCAUGCUGGCUGUGGCACCCGUGGCCAGCCAGCAAACCCCGCGUGCCUGACCCGCCGGUGGUGCCGGGGCGGUGGCGGCCAUGGCUGCAGCCAUCGCCAGCUCCCUGAUCCGCCAGAAGAGACAAGCCAGGGAGCGGGAGAAGUCCAAUGCCUGUAAGUGUGUCAACAGCCCCAGCAAGAGCAAGGGAAGCUGCGACAAGAACAAGUUGAAUGUGUUUUCCAGGGUCAAACUCUUUGGCUCCAAGAAAAGGCGAAGAAGGCGACCAGAGCCUCAGCUUAAAGGUAUAGUAACAAAGCUAUACAGCAGGCAAGGAUACCACUUGCAGUUGCAAGCAGAUGGAACAAUUGAUGGAACAAAAGAGGAAGACAGUAGUUAUACUUUGUUUAACCUCAUACCUGUGGGUUUACGAGUGGUGGCGAUUCAGGGGGUUCAAACAAAAUUAUAUCUGGCAAUGAACAGUGAAGGAUACCUAUAUACAUCGGAACAUUUUACACCUGAAUGCAAGUUCAAAGAAUCAGUAUUUGAAAACUACUACGUGACAUAUUCUUCAAUGAUCUACAGACAGCAACAGUCUGGCCGGGGCUGGUAUUUGGGUCUUAACAAAGAAGGAGAAAUAAUGAAAGGAAACCACGUGAAGAAAAAUAAACCUGCAGCACACUUCCUUCCAAAACCAUUAAAAGUGGCAAUGUACAAAGAACCUUCUCUCCACGAUCUCACAGAGUUCUCAAGAUCGGGAAGUGGGACCCCAACAAAGAGCAGAAGUGUUUCAGGAGUGCUAAAUGGGGGUAAAUCCAUGAGCCAAAAUGAGUCAACGUAGCCAGGUUCAGGCAAGCCAAGUGCUCUCUAAACAGAACCUUACCUCUGGAUGCAGUUGAAUUCUUACUAGCAGUCUUUCAUCCAAACGUUCAAUUGCCCAGGACAAGCCACCGAACUUGCAUAGGUCACUCGUUUAUCAGCCAUUAGAUCUACUGGUUGUCAAAGGAUAUACCCCAAUUAUGUAGAAUAUGCUUGUGCAUAUCACAAGGCAGUUGGAUAGCCAGCAAACAUAACUGCGGAAUAAAUCUCGGAGAAGAAAUGUCCAGCUCUUUCUCUCUCUCACUUUUUCUUUCUCUCUUUCUCUCUCUCUCCUAUGCUUUGUGGAAUCCGAAACAAAAACAUUUCACAGCAUUCACUGCUGAUAAGAAUUUGCUUUCCAACUCAGAAACUAAGACCACUUUUGCUCUUCAAAGGAAAUUUUAAUGCUUGUAUGUUUUAUAGGGGCAAACAAAAAACAAAUAUGUAAACUCUGUUGUUUCCUUGGCUUACCGUUUUAUAUCUAAGGCUUGAUAAAAAAAAAUGUAUCCUUUAAUUUGGAAUAGUGCUUUUUGAUUUCUGAACUCCAAUGGGUCUUUAAAGCUAUGUCUUUAAAAAAUAAUAAUUCUUUAAAAAAUAAUAAUUAAAAAAUCAGGGUUGGAACUGAGAGUUGGUGUCUCAGGCUCAAGCAAACAGUGUUCUUGUGGUUUUAAACACAAUGAAAUAUAAAUUUUUAUAGAUUUGUAGUUUCUGGUAAAGUUCUUGUGCUAACCCCAGUCUGUAGGAAUUGAAUUGUUUUGUUAUCCCAAGUGGAAGUUAACAGAAAGGGAUAAAAUUAUCCUCCAGUGUAGAUUUCUCUUAAUUCCAUUUUGUGUGUCAUGUUAAACUAUUGUUGUGGCUUCUUUUCUAAAGACAGAAACUGUGGAAUUAAGGUGACUUAAUUUUUUUAUAAGAAACGUCUUAUUUGUAAAAGUCCUUUCACUGUAACGGGCACGUGAAUAUUGUGUAGGAGGAAGCGCUAGGACAGGUUACCCCUAAACAACAUAUACUUAUACAUGCUAUUGGAAACAAUUGUUUAAAAAAUGUAGUUAGGUUUCCAUUUAGGUCAUCAUGUCUGUUGCAUGGGAGAAAGUUGGAAUAUUGGCAUAGAGUUGCAUGAUGUGUAAGAUUUUGUGCAUUAAUCAUCGUUGGAUUCUGUGCUCCAAAACUGAAUUAGUUCUGUACAGGCAGCUCUCUGCCUGGUACAAAAGAGUUGUUUAUUAUUUGUUGUAUACACAACCAUGCACUGAAUAAACUAUUUAUAUUAAGAUGUACUUUUUUAAAAAGCUUGUUUGAUUAAAUGCUGUACAUCCAUGAUUAAUUUAAAGGGAAAAGGGUUGGCAAUUAAAUUAAAAAAUUAUAAAAGAUACUGUAAUUAAUGUUCAAAAUCUUUCUGUGUGAUGGGUCAUUCCCCUGUAAUGCCAUACACUAUACAAAUUAGAACGUGUUCUUUCUUUUGGAUAUUUUUAGAACUGGUCUUGUGUGCCCAGUCGAGAUACUCAAAACACAGUGACGAUUAAGUGCCACAGAGUCUUGGUAACGACCCCUCUGCCGUGUGCUGCUGGAGCCCCAGUGAAUUGCACUUCUCUGCUUUGAGCUUUUCCAGCCUCUCCGUGUCUGCCCUCCCUGUUAGACUUUCCCUAGUGCAGCCACGUAGCGCUACCUCGCAGCAAACCUCCUCAGAGCCCCCAGCACGGAGGUCCCAAAGAGAUCCGGGAAGUCCUGCUUGUGCCUGGUGGCACCUGGAUGAUGCCCAGUGUUUGCUGGGCAUCACUGCAGGUACAUUUAUCAGCCAGCUUUAUCUGGUCUUGAGGGAAAAAAGCUCCCAUCCUUUCUGCCUUUGUGCACAUGCUCCGGAGAGAAAACAUCCCUCUCUCCUGCCUUUUCUCUCCAAAAACAUCCAUGAAAACUUUUUCUCAUCUACAACAUCCAGGCAGCUCUGACAGGUGAGCUUCACUCACCAAGGUUUUUAGAGAAGUCCUAGUAGGGACAAGUUUUCAUCAUGGGUGGUUGAAGAACCAGAAAUGUUAGUCUGAAACUAAACCAGCUGGGUCAGUGCUUGGCAUUUUUUUAAGGUUAGGGCUGAGAGAGGAGGGAAGGAGAUUAUGUUUCAGAUCGAACCCCCAGAUUCAUUAUUUUGUGUCAAAUAGUAGAGAGGUAAAGAGCUCUGGCCUACUGAGCUCCCAUAUUGGGGUAGAGUGUUGCUGUCCCCAGAUACCACCUGUUGAUCUUCAGAGGGCCCAGGGGGCCCCAGCUUGCCCCUUUCCAUAGGGUGAAGAAAGUGGGAGCACAACUAGUGCCAUAGAAAAUCUUAAAAAUUGAAAUUGUGGUCAUGAUUGCUCCAGAGAUUUUGAUAACUCAGUGGGUCUGGAGCAUGUUUCCUUAAGUGUGAGAUGCCCUUGGGAAACAUUUAACUCUCCCACCCCUAAAAAUCAAACUUAUUGGGGUACAUGUUCCAAAAAAGGAAUCUGAGUGCCUUAGGAACAUAAAACCUGAUUUAAAAACAAGCAUAUCUGUAGCAAAGCUAGUUCAGUGCUGAGUGUUUAUUAUCCUAAAUAUAACUGGAGCUCUGCUGCUUUACUUUAUAGCUGCACUCUUCCUGUUAUUCUCCAUUCCAAGUACUUCCAACCCUGAAGGUCAUCUGAAGUGAAAGGAAAAUGUUGGUCCCACAAAUCAUCCCUUCUGAGGUCUGUAGUCUGACCCAUCUUUUGUGCUGACAUUGGUGUCAGCUGUGAGCAUUCACUGCCAAAUCUCUAGUUCCAAAGCUUUCUAAUAUACCAAGCUAACAAAGGCCACUCUUGGAUGGAGAUGAGAAGAGAGAUAUGGUGAUAGAUGAGCCAUAAACAGAUCUUUCUGACAAUUAUAUUAAAUUUCUUUCAAACCUGUUCCAACAGUAGUUUUUCCCUCAGAUUAUUGAGGACUGAAAGCACAAUAAUCUUGAUAGAGUCCUGAUAGUAGACAAAAGCUCAUGUACUUUAUGAGGAAAGUGGGGGAUUAUACCCAGGGCUUUACAUGUAGUCUCCGGAGCCAAAACUAGGAUUUAAUAAGGAAAAUCAGAGUUAAAUGUGACUUUACAGACAGUGAGUGAAGGUGACCUUCUAGCCCAGUGAAGUUAAGACAAGAAAAGAAAGUGGCUUCAUCAGAGGACCAGGCUAAGGAGUCAUACUCCAAAAUAUGUAUUUUAGCACCCAUAAAGUAAAAAGUUACACAGAUGUCUUCUGGAUAAUACUUUCCUUUAAGAAACCUGCUAGAUAUGGGGAAGAUGUCCAUUUGGAUGGUUAUCUAACAAAAGAAAAAUUAUACCCACUGGUAAACCUGCUUUACUCUGCCACAGGUACAACAGCAGAGUGCAGUGAGAUGCACACCUGGAAUAAGGGAAAGCCCCAGGGCUGGUAUGAAUCCAAGCCCUAAGCUGUCUGUGAGCCACUGACCAUCUGCAGAAGAUGGUCUCAGGCCCUUCUGGUAUCGCCAAGCUGGUGACUAAUGCUUUUCACCUGCCAUUUCACUUGGCCCUGCCUCUCCAGCAGUGCUGCCCACAAUCCAUGCAGCACACCUCGGGCCUGGAGUUGGCUCAGGAGGUGUAAAUCCAUCACGGCAGCUUUCUGAUGCACCUGGGCUUCACUUGGCAAAGUGCUGAGCCACCACAGGGGCUGUGCAGAGACGUUAUGAGAGGCUGACAAAUGCUACCUGCCAACCUAAAAGAAAACAGGUCACCCAUGAAAUUGGGAGGAAUACUGCUAGGAGCAGAACUAUUAUGAGACAAAAUUGCUUCUUUUUUGUGAUCCACCUGUCAGAGCUGCUUUCUUGGAGGUCUCUGCAGGGGGCUCAGGCACUGGUGCUUGGCCUGGUUUUGGGGUGAGAGAGGGUGGGAAGAGCUCUUCUCUCUAUCUUCCUUUUUUCCUUUUAAUUUACCUCAUGCUACCUCAUAGCAUGGUUGUACCUCCGUAGCCACUUGCUCAGCCAUGUUCAUCGCUGGCACGAUGGAAGACAAUUCCCUACUUCGGGAAAAUAUCUCCAAGUUAGCCCAGGGAAGAACAGUGCCCCUUCUGCAGCACCGUCUGGUGUCCCCACCACUGGUUUCCAGCCCACAGGCCAGGUUUUCCAGUGGGAUAAAGACGGUGUAAUGAGCUCAGGGAUGCUGUGGUACGCCAGGCCUCUCCCCAGCUGAGCACCAGCAUGAGAGCCAGGUCUGGCAGAGCUCUGCUGUGUCUUGAGUAUCUCUGUGUGGAGACCAGAGCCAGCUCUAAUGGGUUUAAAUGUCUCCCUGACAUAUCCUUGACCAGGACACUUUUGCAGAACAGAAUCUGUACGUAACAACCUCCUAUCUUCUAAUAAAUGAUUCUCUCUAAAACAGA